GACUGACCACCAGGCUCUCACAGUCGUACUGGCUAUGACCAGCUCAGAUCACAAGCAGCUGUAAGCAUACAGUAUAACUUUACCACACAAUUUACGCCUAGCAGGAACAAUGUUGUGGCAGACUUGAUUUCCAGAGCCACACCCAGCUCUGCGCUGUACCAUCAUGAUGAAGAGAGGGUAGUGACCAAAAGAGCAAGGUUGCAGAUAUAAGCAGCCGAAAUGAGUUUCCUCAUUAGGGUGUCUGGACUCAACCUAAGAGACAGGGUGAGGAGCUUGGUCAUCCAGUAGGAUGUCACAACGAGAGGACCAAGUUAAGGUAGCUCAGGCAUCUCCUUGGACGCCUCCUGGACACAUCCCUGGUGAGAUGUAGCGGGGGCUGUAGACCUAGGACACGCUGGAGGGUCUACCUUUUACAGCUGGCCUGGGAAUGGCUCGGUACCCUCCCACCCCCAGUGGAACUGGAAGAGGUGGCUGGAGACGGGGAAGCCUGGGCUACUGACACUGCUGCCCCUGUGCUUUGACCUGUUAAAAGAACGUACAUGGUGAUUAUAAAGUGUUAGGAAGAUGUGAAUUAUUCAUUGAUUUGAGUUGAACAUUAGCUCUCGCUCAGUGUUUGACUUUCACAGAGUGUGUGUCUGUCAGGAAGUUCUUUUACGCCUCACUGGCUUGUGUGUGUUUGUGUGAGUAAGAAACGUUCGAUUCCUUUGCUGUCUUUUGUUCUGUCAUAUUUAGUACAAUUAGUGUAGGUCAACAAGGUUGUUUUGUGUGCGUGUUCCCUUCCUAGCCAGACACAUACAAGUGGAAAAUUGCAAAUCACACGUGCAUCUUCUUAGCAAAUCAAUCAGGUUUAGUUUUAAACCAACAAGAAUAACAAGCAAAACACCAAAAACUUAACAUAAAAAAAAUAAAUAAAUUGACAUUAAUGAAUGGGUUUUCGCUUGUUGCCACUUAAAGUUGUGACAGCAGCCGGGUGUGAGAUGCGUGGUGGUAAAUCUGCUGUGUGUGUGGUUUUAUGCACACACAGGAAGUGAAAGACCAACAUACAAACGUUGUGAAGUCGGAGGGAAGUGUUCAUUAUCAUUACAUUUCAUUCUAAUAACCAUCAAAAUUGACCAACUUUGCGUAGGUAUCCGUCAUUGAAGGUGAAAAGGUGUAUGCCUGAACAAAUAAGACCGAUGUCACGAUUUGACCUCUUGUACUACAGUAGCAACACUUGCUCACACCCUUCUGCAUUCAUGCGUCGCCUGCUCUGUAUUUCCUCAAUCCCGCUCUUUCACUCUCACUGUGCGUCGUGACAGUCGCGCCAAAAUGAAGAUGAAUGGAACAGAGUGUAGUACGCCAUGGAGCAGAAAGUCCACCAUGAUGGUAAGGAAGACAGCUGGGCGGGGCUAGACGGACAACCGUGUACAAGAGAGGUAAAUGAAUCUUUGGUUCAUGGAGGAUGACGAGGAAGAAUAUGUUUGAACAAGGAAACAAAAACGCUACAGCCUAGGCGCCAUGACAAGCCACGAUCAGAGGAGUGAAUCUACAGACCCGCGUCUGGGCGAUGGGAUGACACUGAUGAGCCAGGAUGAGCGCCGAGCCGCUAUUGGAGGAGACGCUGAUCAAGCGUUCGCAGCAGAAGAGGAGGACGUCUCCGCUCAACUACAAGGAGAGGCUGUUUGUCCUCACCAAGAGCAGCCUGAGCUACUACGACGGCAGAGCAGAGAAGAAGUUUCGGAGAGGCUCCAUCCAACUAAGUUGCAUCAGAUGUGUGGAGGUUGUAAAGGACGUUGGCGGGAUCAACCCCUGCCAGUACAAAUACCCCUUCCAGGUGGUACAUGAGAGCAACACACUGUACGUGUUCACGCCGAGCCAGGACAGCAGGAGUGUGUGGGUGCAGCGCAUUAAAGAGGAGAUCCGAGACAAUCGGGAGAUUCUGACCAAGUUCCAUCCCCAGUUUUGGUGUGAGGGGGCGUGGCUCUGCUGCCGCCAGGAAGAGAAGCAGGCCCCUGGCUGCGAGGAGUACAACCUGUUUGGAGACGCUUCCAGAAAGCCGCUACCCCCGAUUCCCGCAGAGGAAGACAAAGAUGGGAGGCAGCGCUGGCCGAUCCUUCCUCCUGAGGUGGAUGAUGAAGAUGGUGACGCCACGGAUGACGUGGUGGUGGCGCUGUAUGACUUCCCGGGCAGCGAGUCGCACGACCUGCAGCUGGUCCAAGGAGGCGAGUACAUCAUUGUAGAACGCUGUGACGUCAACUGGUACAAAGCACGCAACCAACAUGGGGAGGAAGGCUACAUCCCAAGCAACUAUGUCACUGAGAAGAAAUCAGGAAACCUGGCGCAGUUUGCUUGGUACAGCAAACAUGUCAACAGGAACAAGGCAGAGGAGCUCCUGCGGAAGGAGGACAAAGAAGGUGCCUUCAUCGUCAGAGAGUCCAGCACUCAGGGAACGUACACCGUGUCGCUCUACACCAAGUCUGUGGGGGGUAAGGGAGGCGCCGCCAUAAAACAUUACCGCAUCAGGGAGACUCGAGGCUCGCCCAAACAGUUUUACCUGGCGGGGAAACAUGUAUUCGACUCCAUCGCCGAACUCAUCACCUACCACCAGCACAACGCAGCAGGUCUUGUCGCCAGGUUGAGGUAUCCCGUGGGCAAACAGGACAAGUCUGCUCCCUCCACAGCCGGCUUCAGCUACGAGAAGUGGGAGAUCAACCCCAGCGACUUAACCUUCAUGAAGGAGCUGGGCAGCGGUCAGGUGGGGGUGGUGCGACUCGGCAUGUGGAGGGCACAGCACAAAGUGGCCAUCAAGGCCAUCAAGCACGGUGCCAUGUAUGAGGAGGACUUCAUCGAAGAGGCCAAGGUUAUGAUGAAAUUGUCCCAUCCCAAGCUGGUGCAACUGUACGGAGUGUGCAGCCAGCAACAGCCCAUCUAUAUCAUCACCGAGUUCAUGGAGCACGGCUGCCUGCUGGACUUCCUGCGGCGGCGGCGAGGCAGCAUCAGCCCAGCCUCGCUGCUAAGCAUCUGCCUGGACGUGUGCGAGGGCAUGCGGCACCUAGAGAGCAACAGCUUCAUCCACAGAGAUCUGGUCUCUUCCCACACGGUUAGCUACAACUUCUGUAAGUCUUUGACAGUGUUCAGUAAGAGUCCUUCCUUUGUUGUGCAGGGGGCCAGGAACUGCCUGGUCAACGACUCCUUGGUGGUCAAGGUGUCUGACUUUGGCAUGGCCAGGUAUGUUUUGGACGACCAGUACACCUCAUCUUCAGGCUCCAAGUUCCCAGUGAAGUGGUCACCUCCUGAAGUCCUCAACUUCUGCAGACACAGCAGCAAGUCUGACGUGUGGUCCUACGGUGUGCUGAUGUGGGAGGCUUUCACUGAAGGCCGCAUGCCAUUCGAGCAGAACAACAACCGUGAAGUCGUCACCCUGGUAACCACAGGUCACCGCCUCUCAAGGCCCAAAUUGGCACCCGCUGCCGUCUAUGACAUCAUGCAGCUGUGCUGGCAGGAGAGACCUGAGGACCGCCCAUCCUUCUCUCAGCUCUGCUUGAUGAUCUGUGAUGCUCUGGAGAGCGAUGCCGCACUCGCCAACUGACAGGCUAGUCACUUCUGUCACAACAGUAAGGCUAAAGGAUGCAAAGGAUGCCAUGUUUUUUGAAGGUCCCAUAUUAUAGUUCAUAUUUUGCUAAACUUUUACGUGAGUCAUAGGUCCUGCAAUAGUGUAUUGGAAGUGUAUUGGCCAAAAUGUAGCCUUGGAAUUAAGACAUUUGAAAAUUUGCUUUUAGUUCAGUUCUGGGAACAAGCCAUUUUGUAUGUCUGUCGCGUUAAUGUUUUGAUGCUGUUUUUCUGCGUUAGCAUUCGCUACGUGAGCUACACUGCUAACAUUAAAAUCACAUUUUAGCACCAACAUCAUGCUAGGUUUGCCUAUUUGCUGAAAAAAAGAAAAUGAUUAAACUUAGCCCCCAAGACUCAAAUGUUUAUUUUAACAUAUAUAAUGUAGCUUUUUUUUUUUUUGCAAAUCGUUGGGGCGUGCUCUUCUAGUUAGGGAUGAGUAUGAGGUGGUUUUUCCUUCAUGACGUCAUGGAAACACCGUAACUUCAAAAGCAAGCGUUUGAACACCUCUUCUCUCAAAAGUGGAACAAACAAGUGACGGAGAAGAUAGAUUUUUCUCAUGUUUGGUGCUCAUAAACAUGUUCUAGGACACCGAUUACACAUUUAUUUUGAACAUGCUGAAAAGUCACUUUUGCAUAAUAGAGGACUGUUAAACCUCACCAUUGUGUCAAUAUCAGAUUUGGGCCAUUAAAAUACUAACAAAAGAAAGAUAAUGCUUUUUGUACUUUUUUGUUUGUAAAAGAUUUUAUUAAUGUGACUCACACAGACAAUAUUAUUUAAAAAAAAAAACACACACACACAGUAGCAGUGUAGCCUCUUCAAUCCAUCCAUCGAUUUUCUCUGCCGCUUGUCCUCACUAGGGUCACGGGGGUAUGCUGGAGCCUAUCCCAGAGGGGUACACCAAUCACAGGGCACAU
Molecule: messenger RNA, 4502 nt
Organism: Dunckerocampus dactyliophorus (ringed pipefish)
Lineage: Eukaryota; Metazoa; Chordata; Actinopteri; Syngnathiformes; Syngnathidae
Gene: tec
Product: tec protein tyrosine kinase
Exons: 19
Coding region: 1571-3568 (665 amino acids)
Biological process (GO): intracellular signal transduction; peptidyl-tyrosine autophosphorylation; T cell receptor signaling pathway
Molecular function (GO): non-membrane spanning protein tyrosine kinase activity; protein binding; ATP binding
Source: RefSeq, a predicted model, not a curated record